Aedes albopictus (Asian tiger mosquito) is the source of this 1448-nucleotide messenger RNA. Its product is annotated as integumentary mucin C.1-like. Gene Ontology annotation, cellular component: extracellular region. The transcript is spliced from 3 exons. The coding region runs from base 1 to 1425 and encodes 474 amino acids. The record is from RefSeq and is a predicted model, not a curated record. NCBI's taxonomy places the organism in Eukaryota, Metazoa, Arthropoda, Insecta, Diptera, Culicidae. Gene Ontology annotation, molecular function: chitin binding.
AUGGAUCUUCUUUUAAUCUGUUCUACGAGUGCAUUCAUAAUUCUGAGCACCUUGCUUAAGAGCACUUACUCACAACUGGCCGGCACAAACUGUGAUGGAAAACCAUUCUACUGUCCUGAUCCUGAACACUUCCAAAUUUGCAUUGACCUUCCUGGGGGCAGAUCGGAAACCUCCGAGGCACUAGCUUAUCCAUGUCCACCGAAUUCAUAUUGUGACAACUUCGGACUAAUUGAAUGUGAUUCGUCAUCACCACCUUCAACGACGACCCCUGAACCAACGCAGACCUCAACCACCGAUGUUUCAUACACUACCACCUCGUCAACCACCUCCUCUCCGUCAACGUCAAAACCAUCCACCUUCACCUGUAUCGAAAAUGGUCGUUUCCCGGAUGAAAGCAACUGUCACGCUUACUACACCUGUCUUCAACUGCCAUCCGGUAUAACCAAGAUGCACAGCGUAUGCCUGUUCGGAAUGGCUUUUGAACCGGCUUCGCAACGAUGUUCCACCGAUCAAACACCUUGUCAGGUGGGAUUCAGCUGCACUAAAUCUGGUCGGUUCCCGGAUCCUGCGGAUCGGACUAGCUACUAUUGGUGUCUUUGGAACGGCUUUGGCUACGAAAUGUAUCACUUAGAGUGUGGUUCCGGCCAGUUAUUCGACGUUAGCGGGGGUUUGUGCUCUGAGGUAACGAUAUUUCACACUGUUCACCCUCAAAGUGUUGGCACAGACUGCAAUGGAAAAACCUUCAUCUGCUUAGACGAUGUUCGUUAUCAAACCUGUUCCGAAACCUCCACUACUGGUCAGACUCAGACAACGGACUUACAGGUCUUCGAGUGUGAUUCUACUCAAUACUGCAGCAAUGAAUAUCAGAGUGCAUGUAGUUCCUUGGCUACGACCUCUUCAACCACCUCAACAACAUCAACGACUACAGUCGAAGAGACUACAACACCACUAACUACUACAACACAGGAGAGUUCUACAACGUCUACAAGUACCACAACGGAGUCAACAACUACCUCUAGUUCAACAACGUCUUCAACAACUACAACCACAGUGAGUUCCUUCUACUGCUACCAAACGGGAAAGUUUCCGCAUCCAUCCGACUGUCACAAGUACUACCUUUGCGUGGUGCUUCCGUUCGGAAACUACGAAACGGCUGAAACUUGCCUGCUAGGGUGGGUAUUCGAUCCCGUUGGUCGGAGAUGCACCACGGAUCAAACGAAGUGUGAUCUACAACCUCAACCGUUCACCUGUACAUCGUCCGGUCGUUUUCCGGAUCCCUCCGAUACGACAAGAUACUUUUGGUGCCGCUGGAAUGCGGCCAGUGCUAGCUACAAGUUGAUCAAGGGGACCUGUGCGUUUGGGUUUACCUUUGAUGCUAACCGUGGAAGAUGUUCCGGAUUGUUGGGAUUGCUCGGAUUUAAUUGAGAAUACUGUUCUGACAUACUUUG